CUGGUGGAAUGGAGACCCGUCGGAAUGCUCUGUUGUCUCUAGGUGGACUUCAUCCUGACAACAUUCAGCCUGCCAUUUCUGUCCAUCACACAAGGACACGGCAAUCUCAAUUAUGACAACGUCUGUAGUGAAGAGUGAUGAUGGUCGUUCCCUGUGGUCCAGUAUCUCUUUAGUCGAUGGCAUGCAAGUCCUCUACGCUAGCAACCGGAGCGAUGGAGAUAUUGCUCGAGAACUUGCCCCGCUCCCAUACUGCACUCUCUCAAGGUAUUAUACUCUUCUUCAACUCAUUGUUUUGCUGUUGCUCCAGCUGCUGCCGAGUUCAUGCGGAACACGAGGUGAACCCAGACCCAUCUGCACUCCUGGAUCUCUCUGUCUCCCUUUGCUUUUCAUAAAGUGCCUAGUAUUUGGCUUUGCUUUCGAUUCAUGAGAAGGACUUCAUUUCCCAACGGUGUGCCAGGUAAGUUUCUAGCGAUCAGUGGAUAGAUAACCCUUCAUGACCUGCAAUGAACUAAAACUUUAUGAAGGCUUGAAGAACAAUAUCUUGAAACCCCAUCGAGAACCAAACGCCAGAAAUGAACCACACUUCCACGAGGAAGUAGAAGCAGAAGUGAGAGCAUAGUACCAAUGGCAAGUCAUGGAUUCUCCUGCUGAUUGAACCAAUUGCUACAAGAGACGAACCCUAUCUUUGCGAGGGAUCAGUUGCUCUCUCAUUGUCAACACUCCCAUAAUUCUGCUCGACCUACACAAGCUUGUGUCGCUGUCACAACGAGGCUCAACAGAUCCAGACAAGGCCCACACUGAAUGCCACAUCUUCAAUAACUAACCGACCAGACCAAAUCUAGUCUUCAAUAAAGGUCAACAAUUCGGGUAUUCCGUGCCGUCAUUUUUU
Molecule: messenger RNA, 889 nt
Organism: Marchantia polymorpha subsp. ruderalis
Lineage: Eukaryota; Viridiplantae; Streptophyta; Marchantiopsida; Marchantiales; Marchantiaceae
Source: the annotation of a GenBank genome assembly